AGUAAACUGGUUCUCUGUCCCAACAGUAGAGACAGAGAAAGCCUGGCGAUCUGCCAUAGAAAAAUAUUGUGUACACUGGUAUUCUGUGAUAAUUGGCCUGAACAGAGAAUAUGUAAUAGAUCCUAAACUGAACACGAAUUAUGGGAGAUGGGCAAAUUAACACUGAUUAUUUGAGAUAUGAGUGGUACCGACUCCAAUCAUUUUCUAAUGUGGAAGCCAACCAAUCGGUAAGCUUAUUACGCUUGGCAAGGGAUGGAUUUUAUCAUACUGGUCAAACAAACAUUGUGAAAUGUUGCUUUUGUGGAUUUGAAUGGCCUGAUUGGUCUGAUGGAAAAAUACCUGAUCACUGUGUUGAACGAAAUCAGAAUAUCCCCAUACAUGCAGAUAGGAGUAUAUUGGUGCCAAGUGGACAGUGUUUAUCAGGGCCCACACCAACUCAUUUCCAUUACAUAAUACGGCCUCAAAACGUCGUCCAUGAACGAAGUCUUCGUGCAACAGAUUACUACAGGCAGAAUCUUUCAGAAAGGUUAAAUACAGAUAGUAAUGGGCAUAAUGAAAACCCAUCUUCAUGUGAAAGUUUACGUAAAAAGUCUAGUAAAGUUGAACGUAAUGGAAGUAGACAAACACAGCGUCAAAAUGAAGAACAAAAUAAUAGUAAUCUUGAAACUGCUGUAGAAAUUCAAGGUUGCGCUGAUUCUACACAAUCCACCAAUUAUGCAAGAAGAAAAUUUACAGAAUCCAAAAUAUCACAUGACAUAGAAAAGAAUGGAAGAUUAAAGUCUUGUACAACUCGAACAUCAACAACGCCAGUUGGACCACAAUGCUCAACCCGAAACAGAAACACAUCUGUGAACCACACGGUUGUGUCAACUGAAGAUAGUUCUGAAAGAUCUCAAAUGAGCUCUAAACCAUGCAAAGAUUCUGUUAAUGGAGCUUUGCGCCUGUCUGGCAUAAAACCACAUUUACACGUAAGUCCUGUAAAGCCUCAACUCAGUAAAGGAGUAAAGAAAUGCACAGGAGUCCCGCGGGUAUAUAAGGACCGGCUUGCAACGUUCCAGGGAGUGUCCAUUCCUCAGCCAUCAGACAUCCUAGCGGCGAAUGGGUUUUAUUAUAUAAGGAGCUCUGUAGCAGUGAAAUGCGCGCAUUGUGAAGAGGUGUGGAAUGUAAAAGACAGCAGACAGAGUUCCAAUACUGUUCACAAGCCAGACUGCAAGUUCCAUCUGACCCAAGAGGAAUCCGAAAGUAGUGAAACAUCAUCUCAGCCCAACAGUAUGUCUGACACUGAUGUAUCAAGUCUCCCCGCUGUACAGGAAGUCAACCAGUUUGGAUUCCACACACCAGACAUCGUCAAUGCCUACCGGGAAAUAUCAUCGGAUAGCCUAGAUUUUCGAUGCAUAACCCAAACACAUAUUAUGAGCUACUUCUAUGAAGACGACAAGGAUGAAGAAAGCACUGAAGAAGAUGGCAUCGGUUGUGCGUGCUGUAAGUGCUUACGGGAUGUGAUUUCCGAGCUGUAUCUCCCCUGUCUUCAUGGCUGUUGUUGUGACUGUAAGUCACGUGUCCUUCGUCAUUGCCCAAAAUGUGACGCCAUCAUCAAGUCAAAACUUGAUAUCUAUACAUAAGAUGUUGUGAACAAUGCCAGUGUGAACUGUUAAUUUCAAACAAUGGAUAUUUUGUCUUUUUUACCUUAUGUUUUGGUUUUAUUGUUGGUCAGAGAAGAAACCAAUGUGUGAUAAAGAACUUCUGCAUCUGACAAUGAGAACAAUAAUUCAAACCAAUUUGUUAUUCCAAUUUUCAUAUCUUUGAUAGAAAAAAAAUUUGGAUGUGAAUAUUGAAUGAUGUUUAUAGAUUGUGGAAAAUUAUGUAAUAUUACCAUUAAUAUAGAUUGUAGGCAAAUGAUAAAUAAAAUGUUACUGUUUAAAUAGACUGUAGAAAAAUUAUAUGUAUGAAAUAAUAGUUUUUAGUAGUUUGUAGACGAACGAUAUGUAUCAGAGAAAACUUUUUUAAUAAUGUUUGCUUUUUGAUGUAAAUUAACAUAAUAUUAUGCAUUUUCACAAUAUUUUCUAUUUACAUUUAGCGUGAUUUUCACGAAACACUUUUAAUUAUCUUAUUGUUUGUUCGCUUUUUUCUUAGUUUCGAAGCAUUAAACUGUGUGAAAGAUAUUAAUUGUACUUUUUGUUUUUUAUAUUAUAAAACUAAACAUGUUUUUAUUCGAGUAUAUUGAUUUAAAUUUUUUUUAAUAUGAUUCUACCCUGAUAAAGUGAAACAGCAAGAAUACUUCAUUUAUUUCAUUUACAGAUAUGAAAUGGCAUUUUUUUUCAUUUGUUAGAACCAAUAGUUGUAUUAUGAUUCCCUACCUCAUAUACAAAAGAAUGAGAGUUGUCGAACUUUGACGAUUUAGAUGCAUUCACAUUAGAAAAGGUCUUUUUUUCUUUGCUCAAGGGCUUGAUUAAUUAUAUAUCAUUUUAUAAAAGUUUCUGUAUGAUCUAAUGU
Molecule: messenger RNA, 2493 nt
Organism: Magallana angulata
Lineage: Eukaryota; Metazoa; Mollusca; Bivalvia; Ostreida; Ostreidae
Exons: 7
Coding region: 141-1622 (493 amino acids)
Biological process (GO): regulation of cell cycle
Cellular component (GO): cytoplasm; spindle microtubule; nucleus
Source: RefSeq, a predicted model, not a curated record